Molecule: messenger RNA, 1809 nt
Organism: Aureobasidium namibiae CBS 147.97
Lineage: Eukaryota; Fungi; Ascomycota; Dothideomycetes; Dothideales; Saccotheciaceae
Product: choline dehydrogenase
Exons: 4
Coding region: 1-1809 (602 amino acids)
Molecular function (GO): flavin adenine dinucleotide binding; oxidoreductase activity, acting on CH-OH group of donors
Source: RefSeq, a predicted model, not a curated record
AUGACCUUUUCUCGGUUCCUACACCUGUCUGUUCUCACCGUCGCAGCUCAUGCAACUCCAUUAAACGCUUUCGAGUACGAUUACAUUAUCGUGGGUGGUGGAACGGCCGGUUGUGUGCUUGCCAAUCGCUUGUCAGCAAGCCCGUCCGUCUCGGUUGCGUUGAUCGAGGCCGGUCCUACUGUCUUCAAUGACUCUCGAGUUCUUAUUCCCAGCCCUGCUGGGCUUGCUUGGGGAACUGAGCUUGACUGGAAUUACACGACUAUCCCACAGGCGUACGCCAACAAUUCGGUAUUGACUUAUCACGCCGGUAGAGACGUUGGAGGCACAAGUACUAUCAACGGUAUGGUAUACCUCCGUCCAACCGCUGACGAGAUCGACUCUUGGUCGGUAUUGGGAAACACUGGAUUUUCAUGGGAUAGUCUACUGCCUUACUUCAAGAAGAGCGAGCACUUCCAGCUCCCUACCGAUCCACGCCCACGCGCCAUCGCCGAAGCCUCCUACGAAUCCAGUGUACACGGCUUCAUUGGUCCUGUCAAACUCGGCUGGGGGAACGAUCUAGCCCCAGGAGUGUUUGGACAGGCCUUGAACACAACCUGGCAAUCUCUAGGCUUCUCAUGGAACGCGGAUCCAAAUUCCGGCAACAACACUGGACUUGGCUUGUUUCCUAUCGAGAAAGAUACUGUGCUGCAAAUCAGACAGGACUCGGCUAGAUCCUACUAUUUGCCUGUCAUUGGUCGACCGAAUUUACAUGCUUUCACUAACACUACUGCUCUGGAUAUCAACUUGGAUAGCGGAAAGAGUCAUCACGGACCCAAAAGUGCAGUUGUGGCCAAGGGAGUCAAUGUGAUCUUGCCUUCUGGAAGGAAACAACUUCUUCGCUCCAAGCAAGAAGUCAUCCUUUCAGCCGGUACAUACAGAACCCCUGGUCUGCUCGAGCGAAGCGGCAUUGGAAACCCAUCUAUCCUCCGCAACCUCUCUAUAGCCCCCAAAGUCCCUCUCCCAGGCGUAGGAGCACACCUCCAAGACCAAUGGCUCGUCAACGCAGUCUACAAUGCAAACUUCACACCGACCUCCUUCGUUGCCUCCUACAACGCCAAACCCCUUUCCGCUUCCGUAACAGCCGCCGAACUGUUCGGCUCCGACCUGGAUACCGUAGCUGCUCAACUCUAUGCCGAUAUCCCUGCUUAUGCUCGCACGCUCUCGGAAGCAAGUAAUGGGGCCAUCUCUGUGCAAGCACAAGAGCAAAUUCUUCUAACCAGAGCAAGUUUGUUUUUCGACAAGAAAGUUGCGAUUGGAGCAUUGACAUUUGGCAUCUUUGGGGGUAAUUGUUGGGUCACUCUACCUCUAUCAACAGGAAACGUCCAUUCAUCCUCCGAUCCCUCCGAUCCCUCCAAGCCCCUCAUCAACCCCAACUUCCUCCAACUCCCCUGGGACCUCCUAGUCCAACAACGUCUCUUUUCCCUCCUCCGCCGUGUCCUGGCUUCCCCCCUCGUUGCCGCCACCCUCAGCCCCAACACCAUCGAGUUAUCUCCUGGCUACUCUCUCCUCCCUGCAAACGCCUCUCUGCCCCAAACAACCGCAGUGUUCCAAGCUAUCCUGGCACCGGUGUGGCACGCAGUGGGUUCAGCGGGAAUGAGAAAGAGGGAGUGGGGUGGUGUGGUGGAUGAGGAGUUUAGAGUGUAUGGGACAAAGGGACUCAGGGUUGUGGAUGCUAGUGUGGUGCCUGUGGAGGUCAAUGGGAAUCCGACUAGUUUGAUAUAUGCGUUGGCUGAAAAGGCUGCAGAGGAUAUACUGAGGGACUGCAAGUGA